This is a messenger RNA of Podospora bellae-mahoneyi, 1228 nucleotides long. RefSeq lists its product as uncharacterized. NCBI's taxonomy places the organism in Eukaryota, Fungi, Ascomycota, Sordariomycetes, Sordariales, Podosporaceae. The record is from RefSeq and is a predicted model, not a curated record. The coding region runs from base 240 to 1136 and encodes 298 amino acids. The transcript has 3 exons. Gene Ontology annotation, biological process: dephosphorylation. Gene Ontology annotation, molecular function: phosphoprotein phosphatase activity.
CAACAUCUUACCUUAACAGCAAGGCAACCUCCUGCCUCCCAUGUGGCUGUCAUGAUUCCACAUUGCACCGCCCAAACUAGAUCGACCAAUACACAGAGUGGCCUGCGUAUCACCUGGCCUUGUGUCACCUCAACCACGAGCAGUCCAGAUUGUCGGCUGGCCAAUACACUCGCCCACCUGGAAACCACGGCUCCUCCCGGGUUACCUAAAGUGAUCGAACGAGAGACAGGAAACAAAAGAUGGCCACCAAUCUGACCUUACCCACCCCACCAUUCAUCCACGCCCCUGGGAUUGAGAAUCUUCGAGACGCCGGCGGUUACCCAGUCGAGAGCCAGAACGGCAAGGCUGUCCGCAGGGGAAUCCUCUUCAGGGCCGCUGACCCAACGCACCUCGACGAAGAAGGGGUGGCUAUCCUCCAGCGCCUGGGAAUCACACAUAUUUUCGACCUCCGUUCUCUGGUUGAGCUGGCUAAGGGGAGGGAGCAGCCUAGGGAAUGGGAGGGCGCCCGCAGGGUACCCACGCCUGUGUUCCUUGACAAGGACUACAGCCCUGAGGCUCUUGCGCUUCGGCUCCGUAAUUACAGUGUCGGUACAGAGGGUUUUGUGAGGGCUUAUGCCUCAAUUUUGUCUGGGGCCAUCAGCCCAGACAACGCUUACCGGCCCUUCCAGACUAUUCUUGAACACCUUGCCUCAGACCCAAACCCUCCAACACCGAUACUGAUCCACUGCAGCGCCGGGAAAGACAGAACCGGCGUAAUCGUCGCCCUUGUCCUUGCCCUCUGCGGCGUCUCCGACAACGUGAUCGCCCACGAGUACUCCCUCACCGAAUUGGGACUCGCCCGCCUCAAGGAGCCCAUAGUGGAAAGACUCACCGCACCGGGGGCGCCCCACGAGGGCAACAGAGCCGCGGCCGAGGUUCAGAUUGGAGCGCGGAAAGAGUACAUGCUGGCCACCCUAAGGUAUAUCAGACAGGAGUAUGGAAGCGUGGAAGAGUACUUGCUCGAACGUAUGGGGCUGAGCCAGGAGACCCUGGACAAGAUCAAGAAGAACCUGGUCGUCGACCUGGCGGAGGGAGAGGAAACGGUGCCGUGGGAAGGGAAUGAGGAGUUGGUUUCUGCCCAGAUUGCUCGUCUUUGAGACGCUUCAAUCCUGGAUAGGCGCAAAGUUCUAGGUAGACAGUAGACGACAGAUCAAGACAAGACAAUAGACUGGAGGGUUUUUUUUUUCUG